AAUUGGUUCACAAUGAAAUUUUAUUUAAUUUUAUGUUUAACGUUUAUUCUGUUUUUUUCACUUAAUGCCAAAAUCUAUUUACCCGAAAUCUCUAAAAAGCAUGGACCUCUCUAUCAAGGCAUACGUUUGCUUAUUUUGAGCGAAAAACUCAAUGCUGAACUAGCCUGGAAUGACACCCAACUUCAAAUUGAGGAAAAUUCUGCUGUUCUACAAAAAGCCCACGAUUAUAUAAACAAUUACGAAAGAAUAAUCAAUGAAAAACUUAAUCAACUUAACAAUCCAGAACAUUCGGAUGAGGUUAAGAAAUGCUACAAACAAUACGAAAGACAAAUUGCCCGUUUUAAUCGUGAUCUCUUAGAAAAUUAUUUUGCUUGUAAACAGGCUCUCAAUUCUAGUCUUUCACAGUUAAGAAAUGAAAUUGUCCAGGAAAUUGAAUAUAUUCAUGAAGCUGCCAUUGAGAUACAGGAAUUGGUAUAUGAAUGUAAUGUCACCGAUUUAAAAAGAGUCGAUCGUGAGAAUCAUCAUGCCGGUGUGACACUUUGUGUUCUCUCACGGUUGGGAGAGAUCAAUCAACAUAUGCUGGAAGCGUCCCAAGUUUCUCUAAACAUAUUGGCUAGAUUGAGCAUUAACCAGGAGGAUAGUGAUCAGUUUGAGGAAAUGCAAGGAAAGACUACAAAUAUUUGCUUAGAUUUUCAAUAUUUAAGAGAUGAAUUUGAAGCGAUUUAUGAGAAUGUUAUGUUGUGUGUAAAGAAAAUUUAAUAAAUGUUGGAAUUGCCAAGUGCUGUCAGGAUAACCUAAA
Molecule: messenger RNA, 799 nt
Organism: Lucilia sericata (common green bottle fly)
Lineage: Eukaryota; Metazoa; Arthropoda; Insecta; Diptera; Calliphoridae
Source: RefSeq, a predicted model, not a curated record